GAAUAACAUGGGUAGUGCAUCCUGAAUUGCAUUAGCUUGGUGAUCAGCUGGUCAGUCAGAUAACAUAUUCGUUUGAGUAGUGCUUUGUGAAAAUCGACUUUGAAAUUAUUGAUGAUUGUCCUCAGUAUUGUUUUAAAUGGGUAUUUGAAUAAGGUAAUUAACGUGGGCCCAAAUUCAUACAUGAUUUGACGUGAUUCUGGAACUUGAUAGAAACAUCGUACAUUCCAACUCUGGAACACGUUCUUGGAAUUUCGCAUUAGAACUAAUGCUUGUAUUUUAUUGAUUUUUACCAUUUUUCAAUACCUCCCAACAAGUUGAUUGAUUUUUGUUUAAAAAUUAGAUCUACCUACGUCGACGAACAUUUCCACCAGAUUGCCCAAUAAGUAAUAAGAAUCAAAAUUUAUUGGGAAUGAGUCAUGUCUGGAAACAGAAAAACUCGUAGUGCUGCAAAUACAAGUUUGCAGCAGAAAAGGUGUAACGUGGCAUGUGGCCAACCGCGCGAAGCGUCUAUGGCCGAACAAGUUGACUCAGUACUCGGGGGGACGGAUCUGUUUGAGAUUAGUCAACCUAGCAGGGGUCGUGGAGGCAAAAGCUCAGGCCGCGGUGGCAGCAGUAGCAGUAGCAGCGGCGGCGGAGGUAACCGUGGAGCAAGAGCGGCAACAGUGGCACAGAAGCGAGAGAGAGAGCAGAGCGGUGGCACAGCAGACGAAGCCAAGCGAGCCAAGACAUCGGCGGCCAAGGCGGCGCGCGGUGGCGGCAAGCGCGAGUCCAAACGGCGCACAUCCACUCAGGACAAGAAAAAAGCGAGCACUAGUGGUGGCAGUGCAUCUACGUCAUCAUCGAAUAGCAAGACAGCUGCAGAAGCCAGCACCUCAACGACAAGAGGAGCAGUAGUAACAGCAGCGGGCGCUUUCAACCUAAUUGUGACACGCCCCGUGUCGUCGUCGUCGGUGAUCGUCUCGACCAAUCCUGGCCGCGGGCGCAAGUCUGGCUCCGCCCACCAGCCAAUAGCAACCGCCGCCGCCGACCCAGCAGCCAAUCACAGCGCAGCAUCCACGUCAGCUGCCGAAUCUUCUACCAGCAAGAGUACGACAUCGACUAGAGCUAGUGAAGACAAAGACUCGAAACGUUCAAGGUCUUCUAGCAGAAAAGACAAAGACAACGCAGGAGAAAGUUCAAGCACAGCUGAACCACAGGCUAGCAAGCGAAGAGCUACCUUGAAGAGGAGGCUGCUAGCCAACAUAGACGAGUCCACCUCAUCAGAAGUGGCAGGCGGUAGCAAGAGCGGAGCCGGAGCGAAGAAGUAUCCUUUGCGCAGUCAGUCCCGCCUCAGUGGUGGGGGAAGUAGUGCAGGGAGUGGGGGUGUGACGUCACAGCCUGCUACCAGCGGCACCUCCAAGUCAGGCCAAGGUCAUCCCAGUAAGAAAGCCAAGGUCGGCGCCGAGACACUGGGUGCAAGUCAGUCGCGGGGCACAGGGGCGGGAGGGAGUGGAGGGGCGGAAAGCAGCAGCAGUGGUGUUGGGGGCGGCAGUGGUGGAGGUGGGGCGUUUGUCGAGUCGCAGUUGAGGCGGUCUUCGCGCACCACGGGGUCGUGUGCCUCGUCCUCGUCGGGGAGCGGGGGCCGGCGGGCAUCGAGGGGCGGGGCCCAGGGGGGCAGUCAGGGGGCGGUAGCGGCGGCCGCCUCAGCCGGCGUCAAGCUGUCCUUGGUCAAUAUGGCUGAUCAUCUGGGCGGCGGAGGCGGAAGUGCCAGUGCGGAUAAUGAUGCCAGUGCUACUGGAGGUCCGAGCACAACAGGCGGUACCAGUACUAGUGGGGGCGGUAGUGCCGGGGGCGGUGGAGGAGCAGAGAGAGACAGUGAGAGCGAUGACAGCGAGGUGGGGCGGCUGCAGGCCCUGCUCGAGGCCAGAGGCUUGCCCCCGCAUCUGUUGGGCGCCCUUGGCCCACGCAUGCAGCAUUUGUUGCACAGGAGUAUUGGGGCCAGUAGCUCAUCGAAAGCGCAACAGCUGUUGGUGGGGCUUCAGGCGACAGGUGACGAAGGACAGCAGCUGCAGGCGGUGAUCGAGAUGUGUCAGAUGCUGGUGAUGGGCAACGAAGACACCCUCGCCGGAUUUCCGGUCAAGCAGGUCGUUCCUGCCCUCAUCACUCUGCUCGCCAUGGAUCACAACUUUGAUAUGAUGAACCACGCUUGCCGCGCGCUGACAUACAUGAUGGAGGCCCUGCCUCGCUCGUCGGCCGUCGUCCUGGAUGCGGUGCCCGUGUUCUUGGAGAAGCUGCAGGUGAUCCAGUGCAUGGACGUUGCCGAACAGAGUCUCACUGCACUCGAAAUGCUCUCCCGUCGCCAUAGCAAGGCCAUACUGCAAGCGAGAGGUGUAUCGGCAUGCCUGACAUUCCUGGAUUUCUUCAGCAUAAUAGCGCAACGUGCCGCGCUCGGAAUCACAUCGAACUGCUGUCAAAAUCUGCAUGCCGACGAAUUUCAUCUCGUAUCAGAGUCGCUGCCCUUGCUAGCCAGUCGUCUAACUCAGCAGGACAAGAAGAGUGUGGAGAGUGUGUGCCUUGCGUUCAGCCGAUUGGUGGACAGCUUCCAGAAUGAUCCAGCCAAACUGCAGGAAAUUGCCAGCAACAAACUGCUCACUAAUCUACAGCAAUUGUUGGUGGUAUCGCCUCCGCUGAUCAGCACAGGCACAUUCAUCACAGUGCUGCGUAUGAUGUCAGUGAUGUGCGCCAAUUGCCCUGACCUGUCCAUGGCCCUUCUCAAGCAGAACAUAUCCGACACGCUCAGCUAUCUGCUCACCGGAUUCAAUUCCACCAAUCCUGCUAUACCCAGCGAUGAGAUUGAGCUGGUAGCACGCAGCCCGCAAGAGCUGUACGAGAUCACGUCGCUGAUUGGAGAGUUGAUGCCGCGUCUGCCUCAGGAUGGCAUCUUUGCAGUAGACAGCCUGCUGGAGCGCAGUGGGGCGGGGGGAGUGGCAGGAGGCGCCGCCCCUGGGGACACGGUGUGUUGGCAGUGGAGGGAUGACAGGGGCCUCUGGCACUCCUACAGUCCCAUCGAUUCUAGGAUUAUCGAGGCGGCACAUCUAGCCGGCGAGGACGAAAUGAGUCUGUCAACUCUGAACAGGACAUACACGGUAGACUUCCACUCGAUGCAGCAGAUCAACGAGGACACGGGCACAUCACGACCCGUGCAGCGUCGCGUCACCCCACCUCCCACCACCACCACCCAGGCCACCAACAUGGCCGACCAAACCACCAACAAUAAUCGGCUGCAUGUCGACAGUGAAAUGAACGACGUGGCAGCCUCGUUUAUACGCUCUCUGUUCAGCGUGUUGUACGAGGUGUAUAGCAGCUCAGCCGGGCCAGCUGUGCGAUGCAAAUGUCUACGUGCGCUACUGCGCAUGGUCUACUACGCAUCUCCCGAACUAUUAAAAGAGGUGCUGAAAACACAGACAGUUUCGAGUCACCUGGCCGGUAUGAUGGCCUCACAGGAGCUGAGAAUUGUGGUCGGUGCUCUACAGAUGGCUGAAAUUCUCAUGCAAAAACUGCCCAACGUAUUCGCCGUUCAUUUCACCAGAGAGGGUGUGAUGCAUCAAAUCAAGCAGCUGGCAGAUCCGUGUGUGCCGAUCAGUGCCUCUCCGCCGAAACAGCCGCCUCCGGCCUUCAGUGCAGUAGCCGAUGGGGGCGGCCAAGGGGGCAGCGGAAGCGGUAGUAACAGCAUAGCCGGGCCUUCCGGGCACUGUCUCAAUGGGGGUGGCGCCAGUCUAGCCAUGUCCAUUGAUAAUCCAUUCAUUCUGUCAGCGCCAAUCCCGAGCCUCAGCAUGGGCUGCAGUAGCAACAACAUGAACGUAGCUACGUCGGCGGCGGCAGCAGCCAAUAACAUCAACGCGAGCCUGGCGGUAGGCGGAGCCAGCGGUCAGCAGCAGCUAAUCACAGGCCAGGUGUCGAGCACAAGUGGCGGCAGCCAAUCAGCGGUCACCAUUACGCCGCAGCUGCGUCGCAGUCUGUGCCAGCAGCCGCAGGACAAUAUGGCCGACGAUCCGCGCUCCAACAGUAGUCCCUCGCAGUUACGAUUUAGUGAUGUUUUGAAAAGGAAACGUACACCAAAGAGAAACGCAUCUUCCAGUAGAAAAACCAGACAAGACAACGACACAUUAUCUCCGAUGCACGACUUAUUCACGAAAGGAAAUUCGAGAACACGUAUCUCAGCAGCGAAAACAUGUGGCUUCCUAUCCUCUUUGAAUCCAGCCAGGUGGGGCCGCAGUACUGAUAGACCAUACAGCAAGGAGGGCUCAUCGGCAAUAGCGAAGUGCUCUAGCAACGCGAACCUGAGCGCAGGCAACCGAGAGAAAGCGCGCACAUGGGUGCGAGAGAGAGCGGCCCACUUCAUCGCCACCUACCAGAGUCUACCAGGGGCCCCCACUUCGGUCCUAGCCAGUCUUACCUGCGCCAUCAACAAGCUCAAUACACAGACACCAGAGUCAGCCCUGGACGCUCUGUGCGAGCUGCGUGACAUAGUGAUGGUGUCGGACAUCUCUCCGUUUGAGGUGAACCACAGUGGCCUCAUCAGGUCGCUGCUGCAGUACCUCACAGAUCCGCGCGAUUCCCGCGACCAGCGGCUCAGGAUCUUUCUGCACGUGUUUGCCAAGACACCGUUGGACGGAGGCAGCAGUGAGUUUGGCGUGGAGGCCUCGGCCGGGUGUUUGUCGGCGCUGGUGAGUAAGUUGGGCAGUUGUGUGUCGCAGCUGGAGCAGUUCCCGGUCAAAGUGCACGACCUGCCAGCCGGCACCGGAAGCACCACUGCGCUCAAGUUCUUCAACACGCAUCAGCUCAAGUGUCAGCUACAACGUCACCCAGACUGCACAUCGCUGCGACAGUGGAAGGGCGGCACUGUGAAGAUUGAUCCCCUGGCGCUGGUGCAGGCGAUAGAGCGCUACCUGGUGGUGCGCGGAUAUGCGCGGCCCCGCCCCUCGCCACCCCAAGGUGGUCACUCGGACGCAAACAAGGACCACGACCCCAACGCCGAGUCGGACGAUGACAACAGCGAUGAGGAUAUCGACGAUACACUGGCAGCGGUAGUGAUAAGUCAGGGUGCUGCCCGUCACAAGCUGCAGUUUGUGAUUGGCGAGGAGGUGUUGCCGUACAACAUGACGGUGUACCAGGCGGUGCGUCAGUUCAGCCCCAAGGCGGUCGCACACGGCGACCAGUCCGAGACGGAUACGGACAGUGAGGCACCCCUGGGCAGCGCCAACAUUUGGGUGCAGACGCAUACCGUCUAUUACAGGCCAGUAGCAGAGGAUCAGCAGCAGUCGGGUGCUGAAGGUGGUCAGUCUAGUCAGCAACAAUCGCACCAGCCUCAGCAGCGUGGAGCAUCGGCAUCAUCAGCCGUGGCAGCGACAGCCAAUCAGCAGGCGUCUAGCACAGGCCGCAAGGGCAAGGGUGCUAGUACCAAGGCGGCGCCGCGCCGCAAACAGGAUGAUCUCUGGCAAGAAGGAAUAGUGCCGACGCCGAAAUCGGCACUAGAGCCGUUCCUGACCCCUCGCCUGCCGCCCAACGUGUUGAUCCAGGAUGCCUCGCUUCCCGUGCUCUCUCUGCUCAGAGUGCUGCACGCAUUGUCCCGCUUCUGGGGCACCCUCUAUCCGUCGCUCGAAACACGACCACUGCUCGCGCAACAGGAGUUUGUGAACAGUAAGAUAGCGGCAAAGGCGAGCCGACAAUUGCAGGACCCUCUGGUGAUCAUGACAGGAAACCUUCCUAAUUGGUUGCAGCAGAUUGCUUCCGCAUGUCCGUUCCUGCUGCCGUUCGAAACACGACAACUGCUGUUGUACGCGACGUCAUUCGACCGCGACCGCGCGUUGCAACGACUGCUGGACUGCAGCCCCGAGCUGUCUGCUGCCACCGAUUCGCAGGAGCGCGUCACGCCCCGCUUGGAUCGGCGCAAGCGCACCGUGUCACGUGACGACAUUCUCAAGCAGGCAGAGGCCGUCGUGCAGGAGUUGGCCGCCUCCAAGGCCUUGCUGGAGGUGCAGUACGAGAAUGAGGUGGGCACCGGCUUAGGCCCGACCCUGGAGUUCUACGCGCUGGUCUCAAAGGAGUUGCAACGUUGCGACCUUGACCUGUGGCUGGGCAGCCAAAAUGGCGGCAGUCACGUGUUCUCCCCCUGCGGUCUGUUCCCCGCCCCCCUCGGUCGCACCACCAAGGUCAGUCACCUCGUCAAGAUUCGCUCCAAGUUCCGCUUCCUCGGCAAACUCAUGGCUAAGGCUGUUAUGGACUCAAGAAUGUUGGAUCUUCCCCUGAGCGUCUCUUUCUACCGCUGGCUAUUAGGCGAAGAGCAGCAACUGUCUCUCUCUGAUCUGCGCCAUGUUGCGCCCGAGGUCUACCGCACACUAGUGCGUCUGGAGGGAUUGGUGCGCAUGCGCCGUGCCAUCGAAGCCGACGCCAGUCUGGGCGCAGACGCGAAGCGAGCGCAGAUCGACGCUUUGGGUUUGGACGGGUGUCGUGUCGAGGACCUCGGUCUCGACCUCACACUGCCCGGAUAUCCGCACAUUGAGCUCAGGAAGGGCGGCAAGGAUGUGGCCGUCACUAUCCACAAUUUGGACGAGUAUUGCAGGCUGGUAACCCACUGGUACCUGAUCGAAGGCGUGAACCGGCAGAUGGAGAGUUUCCGCGAGGGCUUUGAGGUGGUGUUCCCCCAGCAACAGCUGUCCAUGUUCUACCCGGAGGAGCUGGAGGCGGUGUUCUGCGGGGGUGGAGGCGGUAGCGGAGGCGGAGGCUGGGAUGUGCGAACCCUGGCUGAGUGCUGCCGCCCGGACCACGGCUACACCCCCGAUUCACGCGCCAUUCGCUUCCUGUUUGAGGUGUUGGCAUCUUAUACCACUCAGGAGCAGCGCGAUUUUGUACAGUUUUUGACCGGGUCGCCCAGGUUGCCCGUUGGGGGUUUGAAAAGCCUGACCCCGCCGCUGACUGUGGUUCGGAAGACACUUGAGCCGCAACAGGACGCGGAUGACUUUCUGCCGUCUGUAAUGACGUGUGUCAACUACCUGAAACUGCCAGACUACUCUUCGCUGCAAGUGAUGCGUCACAAACUCAGUCAGGCGGCCAAGGAGGGACAGCGCUCUUUCCACCUCUCCUAGUCUCCCUCCUACACACAGGAUUACAUUACACUCCGUUUCACUUUCGUCAGCUGUUGGGAGGAGUCUUAUCGUAAAGCAACAAAGGCCGGAUAGUGACAACGGAGUUUUUAUUUUUCCUCAAUUAUUAUUUUUCAUGGAUAUAUAUUACCAAUUAGUGAACUGUCUUUCUCUCGAUCGGUUUACUCCAUGUCACAAGGGGUAGUAGCAUUUCUGGGAAUAGAUUACGAAGUAUGUGUAAAUUAAUUUUGGAUUGUGUGUCGAAAAUUAUGUGAGAUACCGAGUAGAAUAUUUUUCACAUAAUUUGAGACCCCGAGAAAGGCAUCACUCAAUCAAGACUUUUUAUCAGAUUUUGUUUUUGUACUGGGAAGAUUUCACGAAUUUCUCCUGCAAACCUGAUUGAUUGUCCAUCUACAAGUCGUCGAAGUUUUUAGUUUUUAAUUUCUAUAGUUUCUUUUCCAUCUAUAUGAAGUAUAAGUAUACAUAAAUAUAUAUAUUAUAAAUAUAUCGUAAUAAAAACAAUUGUGAUCAUUAAUCCAUAAUUUAAUAGUCUUCUAGUUAGAAUUAAAUUACGAGAGACUUGAAUAACAUUUUUGGUGUCAGCCGUGAGCGGCUUGAAACGUGGUAUUUCAUUUUUCAUCAAUGGUAAUAGUUCUCAAUCGCUUAUGUGUUUAUCAUUUGUGAAAUUGAUUCUAAGUCUAUAAGUCUUGUCGUGACAUUUAAUAUUCUUGUGCUGAGAGCAAGGUGGGUGCACACACGGUAUACUAGGUAAUUUGUCGAAUUUUACUCGAGAAAAUUUGAACAAUAAUGUUCUUGAGAGUGUUGUAAAGCUACUAAAUUGUCCAAACCUUUGUAUGCUGUCUUCAAUUAACGAUAGUCUCCAUUGUGAAGAAAAAACGUAUUUGUUUAUGAUAGUAGUUUAGUGGAAUACUGGCAAUAGUUUCCGUUUUGAAUAUUCUGAUGUACCGUGCAAGAUGUCGUGAAUAAAAUAUAAUAAAUAUAAAUCAGUUCUAGUAUAUUUUUCGUAAUUUAAGUUAGAGUUGAGGGUAACAUUUGAUUGAUUAUGAAAGUACAACGAGGUUUCGAUUUUUUCGAAAAUCUGCAGUUUUUGGAAGGAUUUAAAAUGCUGAAUUUUGGCAGGAUUAAAGUUAGGAUCUUGUACAGUACGGUAAUACAGAAUUUGGACAUACUAUGAAAUUAUUAAGAUGGUUUUUACAAUAAAUAAGUCAGGAUUCAAGUUUUUGACUAGAAAAUGGAUCCAUUGGUCAUGGGUCAUACGAAUUGAAAUAAUCUUCAUGUGUGGUUGAUUUCAUUGUUUUUGGUUGAGAAUAACUUUGAGAAUUGUGCUAAUGAAUUACUCGAUUCUUGUAACUCGUCUCAAACAUCCAAGCCGAUCUCUUAAUUUUGCCAGUACCCUAUCCGAUUAUUUUUAAAUUUAAAGUUUUUGUAAUUUGAUUGCAAUUUUUCAAAUACCCAAUCGUCGUUCCAGUGUGUAGUAGUUACAGUUUCUACUUUCAUAGUAAGAAAAAAUCAUCCACGAAUAUUUCAAUAUAAUUUCUAAGUGGUUCAUAAUAAGUUAGUUAGUUGAAAUAAUGAUAAGAUGUGCGAGGGAUUUGUGAUGUUGAUGAUUUUUGAGAUUGAUCUGUCUGUCAGUUUGUAUGUAUUUGGUAAGAAACGUGUAUUGUUUGUAAGUAAUGUAUGUAUGUCUAGCAAGUAAGAACGUAAAAUCACUUGAAUGUAAGUACGUAAAUAGAUAUCUGAUAACCAAUUAUUUUUAUUUUCUUGUAUUUUUAUCAUUGUUUGUCUUUUGAAGACUUGGUUAAUUUUCUUUUCAUUUUUCACACAGAUGCUUGUUGUUGCUGUAUCGUUUGACCGAUAGUUUGAAGAACUUGGAAAGAGUUUUAUUCUUGAAAAAUAGCUAAACCGAAUUCUGAAAUAUUCUCAAUAAAUUUUGAAAAACUUCUUUGGAGAACUUGAGGAGUUCAUAUCCAAAAAAUAUAAAGAAUAAUCAAUAUAUACAGUAUUUUAAAUGAAGAUCAAUAACCACAGAAUUCAACAAUAUUAGAAGAAGAAAUUAAUUUUCUGUUGUGAAGAAAGUCAAAUUGAAAAUGAAAUUGAGAAGAUUCUAUACUUUGAACUGAAACCUAUGGUAGUUAUCCAUCAUUAUUUUGCCCUGGUCUAUUAUACUUAUCAAUCCUUUUUGCAUCAGGGCAUAAUUUUAUAACUUUUAUUUUUAAUUAUCUGAGAACUGAAAAAUAAACGUUUUGAUUGACGCUGCUUAUCAACAUUAUUAUUAGUUAUAUUUUAUUUGAAACUAGUUUUAAUUGAAGAAGUAUGUUUGAAUCAGUUUGUGACUGAAACAAUAAGGUUCUGCUGUUUGAUUCACUAUGAGUACAGUAAACAGUAUUUGUGUGAAAGUACAAAUUUCUUUAAAAACAAUUCUCUUCAAUUUCUGGUCUAUCUUCAAUUUUUUCUCAAUUUAGUGUUGUUUAGUUUUCUAUUUCCUAUAGAAUCUUUGUCUUCUUAAUUUUAUGGGUUAGAUUGAUGAUAUAUGGAAUUAGUAGAUUGAUAACUGUUUAAUAUUUUCCAGUUAAUAUUAUAUCGAUAGGCAAAAAAAAAUUGUGUUCUAGUUUAUAAAUUCGCGAUAAGAUCGAUGCACUGCUGUAUGAAGAAAAUAUUACUACUAUUCCUACUGAGUAAAUCUUUUGUAUAAAGUGUUGAAGAAAAAGACGUCGAUACUAGGAGAUCUUCUUUCUUCAAUUAUAAAUGAUUAUAAAUAAUGAAUAAAUAAAGAAAUCUCAAAAA
Nilaparvata lugens (brown planthopper) is the source of this 9926-nucleotide messenger RNA. It is a transcript of the gene ctrip, whose product is annotated as E3 ubiquitin-protein ligase TRIP12. NCBI's taxonomy places the organism in Eukaryota, Metazoa, Arthropoda, Insecta, Hemiptera, Delphacidae. The record is from RefSeq and is a predicted model, not a curated record. Gene Ontology annotation, biological process: protein polyubiquitination; proteasome-mediated ubiquitin-dependent protein catabolic process; regulation of double-strand break repair. Gene Ontology annotation, molecular function: ubiquitin protein ligase activity; zinc ion binding. Gene Ontology annotation, cellular component: nuclear speck. The transcript has 36 exons. Bases 417 to 7124 code for a protein of 2235 amino acids.